Molecule: messenger RNA, 1331 nt
Organism: Eptesicus fuscus (big brown bat)
Lineage: Eukaryota; Metazoa; Chordata; Mammalia; Chiroptera; Vespertilionidae
Gene: TSLIG3C
Product: family with sequence similarity 98 member C
Exons: 8
Coding region: 42-1136 (364 amino acids)
Cellular component (GO): tRNA-splicing ligase complex
Source: RefSeq, a predicted model, not a curated record
UACCGGCAGGGGGCGCACCCCGGCGAGGAGGCUACGUUUCCAUGGAGGAGGGGGCGGAGGCCGAGGCCCGGGAGGGGGCCGCCGUAGCCCAGGACCUGCAGGCCCUGGGGUAUGAGGACUUCCUGGGGGCGGCGGCGCGGAGCCCCUUGUGCCCAGACUUCAGGGCGCUGUGCGCGCGGCUGGCGGCGGAGCUGGCGGCUCUGGGCGCCUUGGAGCGGGAGCGAGAGGAGGGCGCGGAGGCACUGAGUGCCGGCGACGGCCCCGGCGCGGAGGAGGAAUUCCUGCGACAGCUGCCCCGCCUGCUGGAGGAGCUGCACUGCCCGGACCGCGCGCUCUGCGGCGGAGACUGCGCGGCCGCGCUGCGGGAGCCGGGCGCGGGCCUGCGCCUUCUGCGUGAGCCCGGGCGGGCCGGGGCGCGGAAGCUUUCUCUGCACAGAACUCCAGGCUGCCCGCCUCCUCCGCCUGCACCACCGGCUGGAUCCCCCCCCAGCGGUGCCCGCAUCCCAUGGGGAAGGGGCAGAGGAGGGAGAUGGCAUGGUUCGGGAACUGAUCCUUACCCUCCAAGCCCUGGGGCUGCUCAGACCUACGCUGGGGACCCUCGCCAGCAGGCUGCUGUGGGAGUUGCAUGCCAAGGUCUCAGAGCUGCUGCCUUCCCUGCCCCCAGGAUCCCUGCAGCCCCUUCUAAGCUACCCACUAGAUGCACCCAGAUGGCACUGGAGUCCCUGUGCCAACGCCUGAGAGAUCAGUACUGCUGCCGCCGUUGCCUCCUCCUCAAGCGCCUGGACCUCACAAUAUCUGCGUUCCACUGGAGUGAUCGGGCAGAGGCCCAAGGGGAGGCCAUGAAGGCAGUGCUGAUCCCAAUUCGAGAGAUGCUGACCCCAGAAUCGGAUGUCUCCAUUGCACACAUCCUGGCUGCCCGAGCUGAUCUGUCUCGUCUUGUCCCAGCCACGAGCAAGGCUGCCCGCCGAGGGACCAGCUGUGCCAUCAACAAGGUGCUCAUGGGCAACGUGCCAGACCGAGGGGGACGUCCCAAUGAGUUGGAGGCUCCGAUGCCCAGCUGGCAGAGCAGAAGAGAUAAUGGAGGCGGGAGGAAGGCCGGCCGCCACUGCUGGGGCGGUAAGAAGAAAAAGAAAUAAAGGGGGACUGGGUCCUCUGUGAGAUGCUGAUACCAUUGAUAAUCUCUGGGGAGUCAAUUUGAGGGUGUUUCUUGGCACCUGGCACCCAGACGCCACAUCUCCUAUUCCUGAGGCCUUAAUUUUCUCCCCCCCCCCCCCAUCCACCAUUUAACAUCAAGGACCAUGUUCUCUGGAAAAUAAAUUUAAUUUAUGACA